UAUGUUUCGAGAACAUUCUGAUAGCAUCAAACAAGCUGCUGUCGCUGCAUUUCGAAAGCGAGAGUUUUCAGUUCGUAAAACUGCACAACUGUUUCAGAUUGGCGUACAGACUCUAUAUAGAUGGAAUGCUGAAGCCCUUGCCUUGGAACAGGACCAACAUCAAACUCAACAAGCUCAACAAGCUCAGCAAGCAGCUGCAGCUAGACUAAAAGAGGGACGUUGUCCUAUACUGAAUCAACAGGAGCAACAGGUUGUAGCACAGGUUGUUCAGCAAACUGGUCGUGUCGACACAAGUCAGAUUGUUGCCGCGGUACAGGAAACACGAGCCAUAGAUGCUCCUGCCAUUCAAAUCAGCAGACGAACAGUUUACCGAUAUUUACGAAAAAAUAACAUCACCUACAAAAAAGCACACUUUCGGAUUAAAAAAACCGAUCCCAGUAAGCUCGCAGCAUUUUGGCAACAGAUGCGCUUGAUGGAUGCAGAGCAACAGGCGAAAAACAUCAUCUCAUUUAAUGAAUCAUCAUUCGGCACACACAUGACACCCACUUAUGGAUGGAGCAAGUUUCAGCAACAGGAAAUAAACAAUUCUGGAUUGUAAAAUACUGCUCAACGUGCAAUCGUAUGUGUUGCAUGGAUAAGAUCACUUGCUACAGUUUUUGGCGCGUAGAUACUGUUUGUGGUCAUCACAAUGAGGAACAAAAAACAACUAAUGAUUCUGCCUAUCUACUCCAACGUUCAUCUCUUUUCCUUUAGCUAAAAUGCACAUCAAGAAAACAAUCCAAAAGCAUAACCCUGUUUUUUUC
Messenger RNA from Batrachochytrium dendrobatidis JAM81, 803 nucleotides. RefSeq lists its product as uncharacterized. The record is from RefSeq and is a predicted model, not a curated record. The transcript has a single exon. Lineage: Eukaryota; Fungi; Chytridiomycota; Chytridiomycetes; Rhizophydiales. The coding region runs from base 2 to 598 and encodes 198 amino acids.